CCGUGACCCUCAGUUCCCUGUGAGACUCUGUGCGGUGAGGGUGUCGACGCUCGCGGUGCUGCUGUCUCUCUAGUGCUCCUCCCCCCCUACAGCAUGCCUUGUUCGGCCAUAACGCUGUCCCUGGCGACGAUAUGUGCCGUGGUGUCCGUGGCGCUGCUGGCCAUCGCGUUCGGCACCGACAAUUGGCAGUACAUUAACGUGAACAGGAUCAAAAUAGAGGGCUCCCUCGACCGGUCCGGCAUCUCCCCGCAAGAGUUCGAGGAGAGCGGACUGUACCGGACCCGAACCAAGGGACUCUUCCGGAUCUGCUACCCCGAGAGCAAGCCCAAGGGGGUGGACCUCUACCUGUCGCCCGUCGAGACCUACUGCGAGAACAUCGACUACCACAUCUUCAACGAGGACUCCGACGGCUCCCAGUUCACCGAGGACGAGAUGGUCAGGCUACACAUGGCCCGCUCCAUGAUAGCGCUGUUCAUCGUGUCCUUCUUCUUCGUGUUCGUCGCCUUCUGGACGGGCGUGGCCGGCUGCUGGCGACGCUCUCCCGGCAACAUCGCCUCCACCGCCAUCCUGAUGCUGCUGGCCUGUCUAUUCUCCGCCGGCGGCAUGGGUCUGUGGCACGGCGUGGAGUACUACGAGGAGGAGAAGCUCAAGACAGAGCCGUGGAAGGCUUCCUGGAACGAGAUCUUGCAGGACGCCACCACCAUCCAGUACGACUGGUCUUAUAUGAUCUCCUGGGUCGGCACUGGCAUGGCGCUCAUGGCCUUCUGUCUGUUCCUGGGGGCCUCACAGUGCAUGCAGGGCGAGCAGCAGCGAGAACAGGCUAAGCAGAUGCAAUACAUCAUGCCAGUGUACCCUCAGAAGCAGCAGUACCCAUCUUACGGCUACGGCUACCCCGGCCCCUACCACUACGGCUCCCAGUAUGGCCCCUACAACUACUAGUGGCCCAACACCCCCGCCACACUGGACCAUGAGCCACACCACUACCACCACAAAGCCUGGGUGAGGCUUGGAUAUCCCCAUGCCACACCACCACCACCACUACCACCGCCUCCUGCUAGCCACAAAGCCGCACUAUAAUUUAUUUUCCACAAGUCUCUUUGUCGAGGUUGUGAUUGUCACCUGCUGUUCACCAUGACAACAUGAGGGUCAAUACCAGCUGGAGGUGCCAUAAUAGGAGUGUUAUUACCUCCAUCACUAUCAGAAACCUUCCUCUACACCCUCAAGUCACCAUCACUAUGAAUAAAUAUGGCACAAUCACAAGGGUCUCUGCACUAUUCUAUUCACCAUCAGAGAAAGACUACAGUGAACCUAAAGAAGAAAAUAUGACCCUGAAUCCAGCCAUGAAACCUUUUACCUGAAUCUGAAAAUAAAUGAGAAUGGAAUGGAAAUAAACACUCAACAAAAGGUGAACACAAAAGAAAACCACCAUCUGUAAACACACUCAGGAGGAUCGUCACACCUCACGAAUAAUGGAGACUUGUCACCAGCCAGGGGGAUCAAUACACCUUCAAGAACCAUCAGGGGCCUUGCAUCUGCUAUCAGGAGGGCUGCCACACCUCCUUCUUUCACUACGAGAACAGCCACCCAUUACCAGGAGAGUCACCACAGCUGCCCUCAAAUUCUCACUCACCAGACAGAGUAGUGAAUGAUAGAAUAGCCAAUGAUCAAAAGCUAAAGAAUGGAUGUUUAGACAAUGUUGCUUACAGUCUGGGGCAGAAUUUACUGUCUUGGCUACUGAUACACCUCCACCAGUAUCAGUAAACUUGCUAUUAUUGUUUGGUGGGUCACUAUUGCCUGUCACUGACUAGUUAAGUCUGAUCAUCACAGUCACUGCCACUCCCCACUAACCCCAAAACACUAAUCACCAUCAAAUAGUAACAAAGGGCACCAGGUCACCAUUCCUUCAGUCAUCACACUAAUAAUGCCCAGACCAUUUUAUCAUCAUUCUCCAAGUCAAGAAAAGUCUGACAUUGAACAUAACUCGGGAGGUCUUGUCAUGUCUGGCCUUACACGUGUACAAAGCUCUCACAGUGGCAAGAUAUAUUAUGAUGGUGAUGAGAUACAUUUGUUAUGACAGCAUCAAUAACAACAUGCAUCUCCUGUUAAUGAAGAGUGGGGAUGCUCAAAGGCAGUAGCACUUCAGUGAGCCAAGACACAGAAUAUUGCAUACUGAAAGUGUGUUGUAUAUCCAAUAGUUGAACGUCUGGGACCAAUUACUGAAAAUGAAUAUCAGCCUGGACCACUGUAGGGGAGGGUGUGGGAUUAAAUCUAGUUUUAUAUACAAAACAAGUUGCACAGGAGAGAUUCAAGCAAGUGCAAUGUACAUAUGUAGGACUUACUCGUUUUGCAAUAAUACUCAGAACUUGUAGACAAUCGCAGCAAAACGCAGAAGCAGUCUGUUAAGGGGAGGCUGCUGAGGGGCUGCUGUUGUCUCCUCGGAUGACGCAUGCCAGCCACUGCCGCCGCCUCCCUGCAUGAGAUGAAAUAAAUAUGAGCCCAGUGUUUGUGUGAACAGAGGAGUGUCUGUUUUGUGUUGACACUGCAGCUCUCUUGUUAUAUUUUUGUUUAGGGUAUGUUGUGAGUUUUGUCGUGUUUAGUCCAUCCAGUGCCGCCGCCGCUCCCUCGCCGCGGCCAAAACAUUGUGUUCAUGCUGAGUGGACAAGUUAGUGUUUUCUUUUGGUUUGGCACCAUUUCUAUAAUCUUCACUUCUUCUGACACACUCUAUUAAGACUACCUUCAAGGGAAAGUCAUUGCAGAAGUCAGUAUUUUCAUCUGUUCAUACACUCAUGUUUUGGCAUUUCUUGCUGUUCAUGUACUUUCAUUUAUGUAGUUUCCUACAAAUCACAGUUCACCUCCAUGACCACUAACACGAUGCUGUUUGGGCCACGACAAGGGAGUGACGGCAGCAGCAGACGGGUGUGUAAGUUGUUUAUAACACAAGGUCUUUUUGGAUUUUUUAGAAGAGGAUAUUCUCAGUAUUUCCUUUCCUUAAGCUUUCAUCUCCGUCAUCUCCCAUCCCUCCGUUCCUGACACUCUUGUUGUGGGAAUGAGCACAAGGGAGUCUCUCGCCUUCUAACAGACACUCAGUAAGCGAGACUGAACUACACACUCGAGGCUGUUGUGAGCCGGGUGACACAGUUCUCUCGUGUAUUGACAUUUCACAUCUCAACAAAACACUCGAUCGCUCAAGACUUCACACUUUUUUAUUUUUGUAUGAUGUAAUUUUGUAACUGUAUAAUAACGAUAAUACAUAGUAAUACACUACGAAACUUGGCGAGCCGCGCCGUGAAAGACGUCUAUACUGGUUGUACGUUUCAGACGCUGGCCUGUACAUACGCUGCGUUAGACUCUGCCUCUUAUUUAUUAGGUUAUGUCAUGCUACUAAUCUCUCUCCCUCUCACUUUCCCUCUGGAAUGUUUGUUUUCUUAUGUGACAUGAGAGAAUGUUGUCCUCACUCCAUGGAUGAGUGUGUCUGCCGCAUCCUCCCUGGGAGGCAAACUGGCAGACACUGUUGACAUGUAAUACAUUAGCAUCAAGUGGUGUUCGUGUUCCAUUUUUACUUUAAAAAUUAUGUCGAACAAAUUUGUUAGAUAUUAAUUUAACAAAGAAACACAUGAAUUUGAUAUAUGUUAAAAAACUGCAGAGAUCCCAGAGUUUGACUAAGCUGCCUUGAAGAUUAUCAAUUGUAUGUACUUGUCUUUCAUUGGAAAGACAAGUUAGUCACUGUAAAGUUUUGGGUUAUCUGCCUGAAGCAAAAAAUCUUAACUCGAUCAGAAAGAUAUUCAGGCAUUAUUAUUAUCAGCCUCUGGACUCUUAACAUAAACAGCCAACUUACUGAGAGCACAAAAUUGCUUAUUGAAAUGAGAAUACACAAAGGGUACAUGUAUGAUAAUCAGUGAAAUAUGUCAUGCAUCAGUUGAAUAUAGGAUUACAUCUUUUAAUUUUGCCUUAGAUAAUAAAAAUGUGCCUUAAGCAAUCACAGACUGACUUUGUGAGUCUUCUUGACCUAAGGAGCUCAAGCACUGUGCCUUCCACUGUCCUGAACACUGUACAACACGUUCCCAGAUAUGGAGUGACAUGUUCCCUCAGGCAGGGUUGAUGCCUCCCUUUUGAGGAAGAGAAAACUGUCCAUGUAUACAUAUGAAAUAAAUGUUUUGUAUA
This is a messenger RNA of Eriocheir sinensis (Chinese mitten crab), 4161 nucleotides long. RefSeq lists its product as uncharacterized. The coding region runs from base 94 to 939 and encodes 281 amino acids. Lineage: Eukaryota; Metazoa; Arthropoda; Malacostraca; Decapoda; Varunidae. The transcript is spliced from 7 exons. The record is from RefSeq and is a predicted model, not a curated record. Gene Ontology annotation, cellular component: membrane.